Lytechinus pictus (painted urchin) is the source of this 8142-nucleotide messenger RNA. Its product is annotated as trafficking protein particle complex subunit 8-like. NCBI's taxonomy places the organism in Eukaryota, Metazoa, Echinodermata, Echinoidea, Temnopleuroida, Toxopneustidae. Gene Ontology annotation, molecular function: protein binding. Gene Ontology annotation, cellular component: TRAPPIII protein complex. The record is from RefSeq and is a predicted model, not a curated record. Bases 288 to 4982 code for a protein of 1564 amino acids. The transcript is spliced from 29 exons.
GGCGUAGCGAAGUGUGGCGUAUGCUAGUGCAAAAUAAUGGCGACUGCCUGUUUCAUCGGAUGAUCAUAGGCAUAGCUGAGCCUGAACUUGUGCAAAAAAAGGGAAAGGGGAAAAUACUGGCUCUGGGAGAGCUGAGAUUGCUAGGCUUGAUGAUAUCAGACGGAUAUGUGAUAACAUGUGGUGAUUAUCAUAAUUUAUAUGUUGACUUUCAAAGCAAGGAGGACAAGAAGAAGCUGUGCAGUGUAGUUUGAGUUUUGUGUUUGUCUCGGGAUCAGACGCCGGAUUCAAUGAGAAUGGCGCAGUGCUCGCAAAGUGCCAGGGAGUUUAUUCAGAACACUUUUGGACCAACUGUGGCAGUUGCAUGCAGUCAUGAUGCAGAAGUUCUUGCACAAAAGAACAAUUUAUCUUUUGUGGAAAUGGUCAGGCCAUUUUGCAGACUAACUUCAGAAGCUCACAUUAGAGACCCAGCUGGUCAGCCUCACUCUAUUCAUAACCUAAGAUUGAUUGUGAAUGACAUGAACACACAGCCUCCAUCAGCUGGUAUUCAUCGCAAACUCUGUUAUGAUGCUGUGCAGAAUUCACAAGUCCCUACUACCGAAGGGAGAGCAAACGUCUUGACAGUAGGUUCCUAUGACCUGCAAAUUAGUGCCUCCACUCCAUGGUAUGAAGCAUAUAGGGAAAGUGUUUUGCAGAGCAUGGCAACUUGUGACCAUGAAUUCAUCAGACAUUUUGUGGCUUGUAUGCUUGUAGUAUCAACAGGUCAUGCAGAUCCAAUGGAUCAGUUUGUCAAGUUAUCUCAAGAGCAACAUCAUCUUCAACACACAUCAUCAGCUUCACAUCCUAAGUGGCUCUGUCCUAAUAUCUUCAAAUACUAUGUCCUGCUUCAUGAUAACUCAGAAGGAGAAGAGGAGAAAGCUGAUGCAAUCUAUCAGAGCAUGAAGUCUACCUACGGCAGUCAUGCAUGUCAUCUUCUAAGGAUCAAUUCUAGAGCACUGACUACUGUAGAUCCAUCGGUAACUGCUGAACAGAACUCAAUGCCUGAUCCGUGGAGUCAGUAUCUAAAUAAAGUCAACCAACAGGAACCCGUUGAAGUAGAUGCGGUACCAGCCAGUGAUCCAGCCAUGUUUCCAGAUCAGGUCUCAGAGGGUACUUCUAAUGACAAUGUCAAUAUGGUACUCACACCAAAUAGUUCAGAAGAUGGUCCUAAUGACCCAUCCCCAGAGGACAUUGUCAUGGUCCAAGUUGAUACCUCGCCUUCAAAUGAGGUUAUCUCCCAUCCUUUAGCAGAUGUCAAAGCCCCAUCAGACACCCUGACAACCACCCAGACAGACCCCUUGACACCAACCCAGUCAGACCCCCUCACAGACAUCGGGACGGAUCCUAUCAUCACCAGCAACGCUAACGGGAGUAACUCUAUCCCGUCCAAGCCUGCCAGUCAGGUAGCCAAUGCUGUGAAGGUCACAGGAGGGGGCUCCUCUACCACCCAUGGGGCUCAUCUAACGUUGAGUGAUCACGAUAGAUUGAGGAUAUUCAUCCAUGAAUUUGUGGUGAGGGGUCUGCUGCCCUACGUAGAAAGGAUGAUUCGUACUCUUACAGAACAGCUUGCAUCAAGGAAAGGUAUCCAACGAUCAUUGUUCAAUGUAACCAAGAAGUUAUUCAUGGGUAACAAGCAAAAUGAGAAGGUCUUAUCAGCACCUGUUACAGACUCCUCACCAAAGUAUCUAAGGGAAUCACCAGAGAUUCAGAUGAGACGACGAGCAGACCUGGCUUUCAUGGUUCAGAUGUAUGAGAUGGCUUAUACCUCCUACCAUACAGCUAAAGGGGAUUUUGGUAAUGAUCAAGCUUGGAUGCACUAUGCAGGAUCAUUGGAAUUUGCAGCAAUAUCUGCUUUCAUGUUGGGCCACAUACAGAAGUCUUAUCCUAGUCAUUACAUGGAGAAUGCAGUCACUACUUAUCUAACAUCAUGCAAGCAACCCCAGUUAGCAACGAGAGCUGUGUUAAUGGGAACUGAGAUCCAGAAAGCAAGAAGAAUGUUUUCUGAGGCAGCUCUUGAAUUCAUCAGACUCACAGGAGAGGAUUCUGAUUUGAGAAGUGCUCUCUUCCUAGAGCAAGCUGCUCAUUGUUUCAUCAACUCAUCUCGUCCCAUGGUUCGCAAGUAUGCAUUUCACAUGAUCUUAGCUGGACACAGAUACAGUAAAGCAGGCCAGAGGAAGCAUGCUCUAAGGUCAUACUGCCAAGCUCUGCAAGUCUACAAAGGCAAGGGUUGGGCACUAGCUGAGGACCAUAUCAACCUGACUGUUGGACGACAAUCUUUCAAUCUAAAGCAGCUGGAGAAUGCUACUGCAGCAUUCAAACAUCUACUAACCAAGAAUAGUAGGCAACCAGCUGUUCAACAGGUUGCUUUCCUCAAAGAAUAUCUCUGUAUCUACAAGCAACUGUUAACAACGCAAUCCCAGGAUGGUCAGUGUGUGAUGCCAUUACCUCAGCUUCCUCUUCCAUUCAUUAAGAAAUCAGCCACAAGGAUUCUUCUUGCCUCUCCUAUAAGACCUCAGUACACAGAUUCAAGAAUAGCAGCCACAUCGGUGACCUUUGGUCGUAUCUUUGACCGAGCUGAGAUGGAGGACUGGUGCAACAUGGAGGAGGCGGUUGCCACGCUAGCAAAUAAACGGAAGUCCCCUCCGUCUUGGUUUCAGUACCACCCUCAGUUGCUUCAUAGCGGUACAGACAACUCAACAAGCCCUCUGGGUAUAGUAGGAGAACCAAUGACAAUUGAACUAGUCUUAGAGAACCCACUCAAGGUACCUAUCAUCCUCACCAACAUCACCCUACUCUGGAAAUUUCUACCUGUGAACUACGAGGGCGGUAAUCAAGAGAAUCCAGAGCAGCAAUCGCCAGUUUUGUCAAAUGAUGCUGACGUAAGAGAUGAUGGAGUUGGAAGUGUAGAAAAUGUAGUUAAGGUUGAAAGCAUUCCAGAAGUUGUUUUAGCAGCAAAUGAUUACAAGCUGCUUUACUUAGGCCUGACACCACUCCAGACAGGAGAGCUUCAUAUAACAGGCGUAGCGUACAGCCUAUCAGCCCAACCUUCCACCAAUCAGAUCACAGAACCAUCAACCAACCAAGAGGUCAUUGAUGGCAGGUUAGGGGUCAAGAGACCAGUCUCGUUAGGGUCAAGUGUGGCACAGGUCCAAGGCAUGCAGGAUCUUGACAUCCAAGGACCGAGGUUGAAUGUGACCAAAGCUGAGCGAAUUGGUGUGGUGUAUGGACCUGAUAGGAGACUAGAUCCAGUUAUAGCUCCUCCCAUGCCACUCCUAGAGGUUACAUUUUCUUCAAUGCCAACAAACCUAAUGUGUGGAGAGAUCAGCCAAAUCCACGUAGAGAUCUCAAACAAGGGAACUUGCCCACUUCACAAACUACAUACCAUCUCGGACAGACCCGAAAUCUUCUCAUUCGGAGGACACUCCCAUGGAUUCCCUUCAAACUCUUCUUCCAGCCAAUCACUGACCAGCAGCAGUAGUAACUCUAGUAGCCUCAGCCAAUCAGGAGGCAGGACUGUUCCACUGUUGGAUUCGGGGGAGUGUGUGAGACACGAGAUUGAAGCGGGCCAGUGCAAUGUGAAUAAUGUGACUGAAAUUGUCUUGCCAGAGGGGAGGCUUGUUCCGGAUGCCUCGUUAUCAGUGCCAUUGUGGAUCAGGGGUCCAGAUGAAAGUGGUCUUCAUGAUGUUAGGAUGUUGUUCUACUAUGAAACCACUGAGGAAAAUACAAAGAUUAGGCAUAGAACGUUACAGCACACAACUACUAUACAGACGAGUAACUCAGUAUCACUAUCAGCUAGAGCAGAUAGAGCUCAGUCUUUUGAUAGUAGGAGAGAGGAGGAUACUAAUAGUCUCAACCUUAUCGUCUCACUCACAAUAGAAAACAUGAACCAAGUGCAUGAUUCCAGCAUUACAGAGAUCAGCUUACAACAUGUGACGGGGGUCAGUCACAGAUGGUAUCUUUCUCCUUUAGUCACACCAGAUGCAGAUCUGAGGAUUGGGAGUGGUGAAUCUCAAAAGCUGUGCUUCAAGGCAAAACAAUUAGAAGAGCCAAGUAGAUCUGCUGUUACAUUUUCAAGUGUGCUCUUUGGCAAAGAUAAGGCACCCAGUAACACCAUGCCAUGUGCAGAUUUUUAUCUCCGCUCCAAACUGAAGGAUAGGCAAAGUGAGACUGGUUUGAUAGGUGAUAGUCCCUUCUCACCGGCUACCACUCCAGGGAGUAUAGGGAGCAGUAGCACAGAGAGUUGGUUGACUACCAGGCAAACAGCACCAGUAGACAAUAUGUUAGUGGAGUGUAGUUUGGCUGAUACAGCAUUACUUGUCUUAUGGAAGGCCUUUGUUGUUGAUGAAGAUGGUGAUGAUCAUGUAUUAUACGGUCAGAGUCAUCUUACAAUCGAUCAGAUCAGCACAGAUACACUAUCACAUCCAGUAAGAAAGCUUCCCAUAGAGCAGAAGCAGGUUAAGUUUGUCAAAGAACCAGUGAGUCUUGAACCAGUCCUUCCAGGCCAUGAGGUCAUGUCGUCACUACUUAAAUACAGCUUACAAUACACAGAAGCUGUACAGAAUGACUUCAACAAAAACAGGAUAUGUACACUGUCAAUAAAAUUAUUGCUAUGUAACUGCACUGACUCGUCAUUAGAUGUUUUGAUAGAGACCACAUCAGCCAUCGAGAAUGAGAGUACAACGGAGCAGAGUGGAUCUCGUAUCACGUCACCUCCUACGAGCAAUGGUUUCAGCUGGGUGAGUCAGGCUAGUCGUCAUCUUACCCUAGACUCCAGGCAGGAAUGUCAGAUGGGCCUUCUCUCGUGCUGCACUCAACCAGGGGUUUAUGAUCUAAGCAGUAUCAGGGUAUCGGCCAUUACUUCAGACCUGGCGAAGACAAAGAGUCUCAUCCUGCAACAGAAACUCUCACCGUGCUUACUCACUGUUACUUCAUCAACACCUAGCUAGAGCCAUCAAGUUAUCAGCUAUCCUUUCAGACCUGGGAGCCGUUUCAUAAAGCUGUUCGUAAGUUAAGAGCGACUUUAAGAAUGACUGGUGAUCCUUUCUUACGCGCUAAACCAUCGCCAAUGGUGUAUACCAUUUACCAAAGAAAGGAUCACCAGUCGUUCUUAUAGUCGCUCUUAACUUAUGAACAACUUUAUGAAACGGCCCCCUGGUUGAGGCAAGGAAUCUCCUCUUGCAACAGAAUCUCUCAGCAUGCUUUACUCACUGUAUCAACAGCACCUAUCUAAUCCCAUCAAGGUAUUGGCUGUUGGUUCAGACUUGGCUGAGACAAAGAGACUCACCUUGCAUCAAAACUCAUCUUGCAACAAAAACUUUCAGCAUGCUUACUCAUUGUUACAUCAGCAACACCUAGCUCAGACCCAUCAGGGUAUCAGCUAUUGGUUGAACCUUUGUUAAGACAAAGAGUCUCAUCUUGCAACAGAAGCUCUCACCAAGAGCUUACUCACUGUUGCAUCAACACACUAAAACCCAUCAAGGUAUCUGCUAUCCACUAAGAUGUGUCUUAGACAAAGAGCAUCAUCCUGCAAGAGAUACUCAGCAUGCUUCCUGGCUAAACCAUCAAGUAUCAGCUUACAGUUCAAAUUCUAUAACAACAAAGAGUCUCAUCGUGCAACAGAACUCACCUUGCAACAGAAAUUCUCAGCCUGCUUAAUCACUGUUACAUCAACACACCAAGCAAACAUAUCAAGGUAUCUGAUAUUCCUUCAGAGUUCAGACCAAGCUAAGACGGAAAGUCUUAUCCUGCAACAGGAAAUCUCAGCAUGCUUACACAUUGAUGUGGAAGCAUCCAUGCUAUUAUUUUUUUUUUGAGAUUGACUGUUUUGCCUUUAUGCUGUGCUGAACUGCAUCUUAAUUCCACUGUUCAAUCAGAGGAACAUCUGGCCUAUAGGGAUGUUGUUGGCUCUAUGACUGUGGUUUGAUAUAGUAGUUGAUUCACUUGACCAGCAAUUAAGUUUUUGAUGCCAGCCAAGCAUCUUUGAUGUCCUUUGACCAGCUGUUAACCCUCAUCUGCCUUCUUCACCCAGAUUUCAUUGGUUACCUGGUUUUUUCUGAGGCAACAAUAACCCAGUCUUAGGUAGAACAUAAAUGUGGUUGGUGAAACACUUGUGGUUUACAAUAAUCUUAUAUUUCUAAUAAUCUUAGAUUUCUGGACAAGAGUUGAAUGAGCUUUUUGUGUACUGUAAAUCUGUUACUAUGAGCUGAUAACUUAUUCUUUACCCAAUAUGAAUGUAAAAUGUGAGCAGGCUGUUGAGCCAGAAAUUGAUCAUGUCCAAACAUUCGGAUACACAUAAUAAUCUUGAUUUCCUUGUUUGUCACUAUUUUAUUGGUGUUUGAUUUUCCUUUCAGUACACUGCUGCCCAUGUUUGUCUACUAAGUCUACAUUAGCCUUAUGUUUCUUCAUGCUCAUCUUGUCUGUCCUUAUAUAUCGCUUAUACUUUGAUCGUUUUGCAUGUUAUGCUGUACUACACCAUGACAUUUCAUGUCCAUUUAAAUGGAUUAGAUGACUUGGGGGUACAUUAAAUAGAAACAUAUUUAUUCAUUUGAAGUAUUAACUAGUUUUGGUCUCAUGUCAGUUUUGAUGAUGUCUUAAAAUGUAACAUAUCUAAGCCAAAUCUUUCAAUUCUUCGUAUGCAUGUAAAGUUCACACCUGAUGAUGUUUGAAGGUUUGCAUGGUGGUAUGAACAAUCAUGGAAGUGGUUUACAAGUCUACAGAGUCUCACCUCUCCAACCUAACCAGCCUUCUACCCAGCCUCUCACCCUGCUUACCAGUCAGCUUUCCACUCCCUCUGGUUUACAGGCCUUUAGCGGACUACACUCAUUCCGAAAAGUAUACUCUACCUCCAAACCUCCACUUUCUCACCUUUCCAUUUCACUUCUACAUCUACCCUCUUUUAUCUCAGUCCUUCCAUGAUUUUACACUCGGUGUGCCGUAAACCACUUCCGCGAAAGUUCACAUCAAUGAAUGUUUCUCAGAUUAUUAUGCAAUGGUGCCAUAGCAAUGAUAAUCUUUCCCAUAAUGCUGAUGUCGUGCAAUUCUUGGCUGUAAUGUAUGAUGCUGUAUUGGAUGUCAUUCCUCGAAAGAUUGAUGCUUCAAUGUAAUCAGUCUCAAAAAGCUACAAAAAUUGAUAUAUCCUCUUUGAAAUAUGAAAAUACAAGACUUAUAAAUCGAUAAAACUUCACUUUUUGAGUUUUUGUUAGGAUUCAUGGCGAUUUUGUAAUACACAGCAUUCAAGUAGCCCUUCUAAAGGUUGGACAAUAUCCUAUUCCAUACAUAUAUGGAUAUGUAUGGGCUUAUGGUUUGCCUCAACAUUUGAAUAGUGGUACCGGUGGAUAUUAUUUUUGACUUUGUUCUCAAAUUCGUGUUCGUAAAUUGUUUUAUUGUAAAACAGGUGCUGGCUGUUUUCACUUUUCAAUAGUGUUUGAUAACAGGUUUUCAUAUUUCAAUAGUGUUUGAUAAUAGGUUUAUUCUUUAUAAUCUCUGGUUUUCUUUUCAAUUGUCAUUAAUUUAACCUUUUUAGAUUUUGAUAGAUUUAUAUCAUCCACUUAAAGUCAAAACAUGUGCAUGUUUUAAGCACACACCAAAGGAUUGUCUGUAAAUUUUUGAUUUGUGAUGACGAAGUUUUGUGGAUUAUUUUCAUAUAUCCUCUUUCAGCUAAUACUUCUGGGUUUAGAACUAAAAAGGGAAUAGAUACUGCCAAUUGUGUGGUAUACCAUUUAGUUUGCCCUACCUUAUGAAGAAUUUAGUGUUAAACUUAUCCUAGUCCCAUUAUAAAUAAAUGCCUUUUUUAUAAUGUCAGGUAAUAAUGCACAUACUGAAUAAGGAAAGCAUUUUGGUCAUCCAAGCCUGUGAGUUGGGGAGCUUUAGCUAAUAAACAAAUCGAAUACAUGAAGACACAAUGGGUAUCUGCAAUGACUACUUGACUAGCAAAGUUCCUUGACCAGAUUGAGUAACAAAGAUCAGAUCCGCAAGCUUCAAAGAGUGCAAAAUGUCGCCGCCCAAAUUCUUAGUAUUACUUCUAAAUAUACGCAUAUAACGCCUGUUCUAAAAGAACUUCACUGGUUGCCUGUGGUGGAGAGAAUAAAAUUCAAGAUUUUGUUGCUU